Culicoides brevitarsis is the source of this 2266-nucleotide messenger RNA. RefSeq names its product out at first protein (gene oaf). Lineage: Eukaryota; Metazoa; Arthropoda; Insecta; Diptera; Ceratopogonidae. The coding region runs from base 289 to 1332 and encodes 347 amino acids. The transcript is spliced from 5 exons. The record is from RefSeq and is a predicted model, not a curated record.
GACAAGACAUGCGACACGGUUAAAGGUCUCUUCCGUAACAUUCGCAUCGCAAAACAAAUAAAUCUAAAAAUAAAUGAUUUUUUAGCUGUCAAUCCGUUAAAAAAAGGCAAAAUUACGGUUUUAAGCAUCGAGUAGUGUUCCUCAAAUAAAGUUAAAUGAAGUUAAAAUAGUAAAAUUCCAUGAAAAUUGAAAAAAUUCUAAAAGAAUGUAAAUAAAAAGCAAGAAAAAUACAACAACAAGUGAAGUGAAGUUGAAAAAAUAGAAAAGAAAAAAAGCAAAAUAAACAAAAUGUGUGCAAAAACGAGAAAAACGCGUUCAAUGAUCGACAAAUACUUGAUCGGAUUAACAUAUUUUCUACAGUGUGCCUGUCUUGGCAACCCACAACUCCUCAUAAAUGUUCAAAAUCAGGGAGGCGAAGUCGUGCAAGAGACAAUAACGUCGAACAUCGGAGACGAUGUCAUAAUUUUAGAGUUUCAACGAACCGAUGGCACACUAAUAACGCAACUAAUUGAUUUUCGAAGCGAAGUGCAAAUACUCAAAGCCUUAGUUUUAGGAGAGGAGGAACGGGGACAAAACACGUAUCAAGUAAUGUGUUUCGUAACUCGAUUCAUGAAAAGUGAAUUUAUAUCGUCGGAUGCGAUGGCAAAAUUACGACAGAAAAAUCCUCAUACUGUUCGAACGCCUGAAGAAGAUCGAGGAAAAGAAAACUUUACAAUGACAGGAUGGAUUCAUCUCGACAAAUCCAGUCCUAUUUCGCGUCACAUAUCGUAUUUAUGCUCAGAGGCACAAGACUCUACUUACGUCAGAGACGUCGAUAUCAAAGCAUGGAGUGAACUUCCAGGUGCAUCAAUAUCAAAUUUACUGUCUGCCGUACAAUCAUUCCCAAUUUUCGUGGCGAACAUUGACACUCCCAGCGUCAUUAAUAAUAAUAACCACAUUAAGCCCAUCGCCAAUAGCAUUAGUAACAACAAUAAUCAUCGCGGAACAAUUCCUCCUGCAAUUGCUGCACAAUUACAUCUGAAUGCAAAAUCAACAAUGUCACCACACAACAGUCGACAACACGAGCAAACCGAAACGCAAUCGUCGACGUCGAAAUGCAACGAAGUCUCGGCGAUAUGGGCGCCGUGCAUGUGUUCGUUGGAAAUGUGCAUCGGAUGGUAUCCGUGCGGCUUGAAAUAUUGCAAAGGGAAGCAACAACCGUCGUCGGAUAGCGUCAAUGCGAUAAAUGGAAGUGCAAGUAACAGCUAUCGAUGCGGCAUCAAGACGUGUCGCAAGUGCUUUCACUACGUUUAUUAUGUGCGACAAAAGCAGCAAUGUCUGUGGGAUGAAUGACCGAAGAAAGUUUCAGCCGCGGAAAGUGUCGCGACGCCCGUUAAUCUCUUCUAUGAUUUGAACAAGUUAUUUACGCAAGUUAUGCAUCACAUUUUAUAGCAGUAAGCAGUUUUACGAACAAAAUCCCAAAGACUUCUUAUGACAUUUUUUACUAAUUUUCAUUAAUUUUAAUCUCUCAUUCCCAUUUUUAACGCAAAAAAACUCAUUUUUACGAAUUUCGACUCGUAUUCGGCUUCUGACUGAGAACAACAAUUUCCUUUCCCUUGCUUCUCUUCUCGGAAAUCGUUUCCAAAUCCUUUCCGCAUGUCACAAGCGACAUCAUUAACAUCACUCCAGCCAAUAUCGCAGCAACGAACAGCUCAAAAAGCUUCAUUCCGAAUUGUUUGAACAACGAAACCGUCGUCGGAUGUGUAAAAAACCAAAAAAUCGCACGAAAAACGUAAAUGACUCCCUAAAAAAAAUUGUAAAUAAAAAAAAUGACAAUCAAGGGACUACUUACAUUGACGACCAUUUCAGAAAAACUUCCGUUGCGAAUUUUGAACCAAUUUUGCACAGAUUUGACCAUGAAAAGCUCUUCCAAAGGUUUUUCCGGUAAAAUUUCGUUGCUGUCGCGGAUUGAAAUGUUUUCCUUCGACUCGAUGAUGUUGCGAUAAAAUUCGGAAUUUUCCAAUUUUUCUGCCUCAAGAUUCAAAAGAGCUUCGUCGUUGAGACUUUUGUCGGAAAAACUUUUAGAUUCCUGCAAAAGCUGAUCCAAAAGUUUUUCUGUGUAAUCUACUUGACGACGUCGCUUGAGAUAUGUGUCGAUGAGUGCGUAAUCUGCACCGAGAGAGACCAUUUUCAAAAAAAAAUUGUUUGAAAUUUUCGCAAAAUGUCAAAUUUUUUUUAUCGAUGGUUGCUUUGUGAUUUUCGUGAAAAUUUCGCACUUUUGCCUUAA